This is a messenger RNA of Macroventuria anomochaeta, 1293 nucleotides long. RefSeq lists its product as uncharacterized. Gene Ontology annotation, molecular function: protein binding. The transcript has 2 exons. The coding region runs from base 1 to 1293 and encodes 430 amino acids. The record is from RefSeq and is a predicted model, not a curated record. NCBI's taxonomy places the organism in Eukaryota, Fungi, Ascomycota, Dothideomycetes, Pleosporales, Didymellaceae.
AUGCUGAGCGACCUACCAUUGGAGAUCCUUCGACGUAUCUGUACGAAUCUUUCGCCUGAAUCUGCCCUUAGCUUCGCUCAUAGUUGCCGGCAUAUAUAUCAAGCUUGUGACGACUUGACUGUAUGGCGCAACAUUGUGAAGGGAAGCGCGCGCGUCCGUACCGAUCUACCUGCAGCCGGCCUUGAGCCAGGACGCAAGGGGAAGAGAUAUACAAUGGCAGACACAAGCGUCAGUCGGCCUGGGGAUGGAAGUUGCAGAAGGGCUGCUGUAGAACAGUAUAUGCCGCAGCUCAUGGUAUUGGAGUACACAAUGGCAGCACCUCUGGAUCUUCACACCAUGUACAGUCAGUGUCAAGCUUUAGUUAGCAGACAGGAGUAUCCCUCUUCGUUGGUACGGGCAAAGACCGAUAACAGCAAAUGGUUCGAGUUCAUGACGGAUCCGACAAGUCGAUUUGAGUCGAAAGAGUGGCUUUCGGCGCAAACCGCCAGCUUGUGUUUCGCCGUCGGUGCGUUGUCUGAUGCUGGGUAUACUUAUCAGUCAGAGGAGCCUUUUGCACGUCUUGAGGACGUACAGUGGUUCAAUUCGACUGCGAAUCAACGAGAUUGCUCAGACUCGCUGGUCAUGCAGCAUGCAUUAGCAAAUGCUGCGGUCGGUUCGUUCUGCCUAGAGCUUCGAGCAGCUCUACAUGGUGAGAGAACAAUUGGCGAGGAUUUUGAAGGUACCUCCAACCCACCAACGGCGUCCAGCAUUCCACUGGCUUCUCAGAUAGCGACGCGCCUACCAUCGUCGCCUGGGAGCUUGAACGACUCGGCACCGAGUUGUUUGAUGGCAUCGAUGAGCCCUGACUUCUUCACUGAUCACACGUGGACUGGAUACGUUAGCACAAGAGGAGACUGGCGAAGUGUUUACCACGGCAUUGGAGGGCACAAUCUCAGGGAUCUGCCAUUAGGAAAGGGUUUCGAUCAUAUGCGCACCACCAACGGUCCAGUUGCUAUCGACCACACAGUGAGAUUCCGCGUCAUCGAUACUCUGGCAAAUGGUGACUUCAUCCUGCGAUCCAACUACUUCCACACCCGCGAUGAUAUGUACACCUUGGCCAUGCUGGUAGAGAGGCGAACCGGCCGACUAUCGAUCUGCAUGUCACGUCCAGGCGACGCGAGUCCGAAGGCAUUGCAGACCGGUUCGAAAAAUGCGCUCAACACACCCUUCGGCAUCGUGUACGGGAUUGAGCCUGGAAGCUGGCUGUGGUUGUGGAAAUCGGAAUGGGCUGCUGGUAACAAGAAUACACACUGA